Molecule: messenger RNA, 1164 nt
Organism: Telopea speciosissima
Lineage: Eukaryota; Viridiplantae; Streptophyta; Magnoliopsida; Proteales; Proteaceae
Product: protein ABHD11
Exons: 5
Coding region: 56-1048 (330 amino acids)
Source: RefSeq, a predicted model, not a curated record
GCGAAGGAGAUGGACUUCGGAGUCGGAGAAGGGAGGUUCUGAAACGAUUUUUUUCAUGGCGAGGAACGUCAAUAAGCAAAAAUUUCUUUUCUUUUCUCGUUUCCUAAACCCUUCGAUAGUAGGUUCGAAUCGAAACUGUCGAUCAUUGGGAACGUUAGCAUACGAAGAGAUUCGUGUUACUCCAGAAAAACCAAAGGAGUCGACGGCUUUUGUUCUCCAUGGUCUCUUAGGAUCUGGGAGGAAUUGGAGAACUUUCUCCCGCAGUCUCGCCUCCAAGCUGGCUAGCCCAUCAUCUUCAGUCGGUUGGCGGAUGGUGGCUGUUGAUUUGAGGAACCAUGGAAAAUCAGCUGAGGUAAAAUGUCUAGAUCCACCUCACGACAUGGUGAAUGCUGCAAGAGAUUUGGCUAAUCUGGUGAAAUCUCGAGGUUGGGCGUGGCCUGAUGUUGUUAUAGGUCAUUCGAUGGGAGGAAAAGUUGCUUUACAAUUUGUUGAGAGCUGUGCUCGUGGAGAUUAUGGGGAAUCUGCUGCCUUGCCCAGACAGUUGUGGGUGCUGGACUCUGUCCCUGGAGAAGUUUGCCCUAGAGCAAGCGAUGGAGAAGUAGAGAAGGUUCUACAGACCCUUCAGUGUUUGCCUUCAUCUGUCCCAUCACGAAAGUGGCUUGUGGACCACAUGAUCAAGCUAGGAUUCUCCAAGUCACUGUCGGAAUGGAUUGGGAGCAACCUAAAGAAGGCUGGGGGAUCUGAGACAUGGGCCUUCAAUCUCCAAGGUGCAGUUGAAAUGUUCAGUUCUUACAGGGAGAAAAGCUUUUGGUCCCUGUUGGAGCACCCACCCGAAGGGCUACAGAUUGCCAUUGUCCGUGCAGAAAACAGUGACAGAUGGUCACCAGAUGUGGUUCAGCGUCUAGAAACCCUUGCUAUGAAGAAGAGGAAUGGAUCUGGGGGGAUUGUUUCAGUUCACGUUCUUCCAAACUCUGGUCAUUGGGUCCAUGUGGACAAUCCAAGGGGCCUGCUUGAAAUCAUGGCUCCCAAUAUUGUAUGCAGUUCUUGAGUGGAGUGUAUCCAGUUCCCAAUUAUUGGCGAUGGAAAGCAAUUAUCUGCUCUGCAAUUUUUUCAGAAAUACUACUGAAUUACUUUUAGCCAUUUGGAUGAUCGUUUCGUCUGUUU